AUGCAUCACUUCGUGCGCCCGGUAGAGAUGAUGCCGUACAACGCCAAGACGUCUUCGGGCCUCCAGGCGCCCACUUCCCGAGAAGGGAUGCAGACCAUCGCGGUGCCCCGUCCCCAGCUCCCGUACCAGGGCGUGUGCGUGUACGACUGCGGCGGCCGGGCCCAUCCGCCUCCGCCCGUCCAUCUGCCAAGCGACGCUCGCCUCCCACUGUACGCCACAAACCCGUUCUUCUCCACUUCCUACCUGUUUUACCCUCGCUCGUACUUACCGGUGGCACCCGGGGCAUCCUUCGGGCCCCUCCCGCACGAGGAGCCGAAGCCCAGUCACAGCUACAUCGGUCUCAUUGCCAUGGCCAUCAUGAGCUCCAAGGAGAAGAAACUGGUCCUCAGCGACAUCUACAAGUACAUCUUAGACAACUACCCGUACUUCCGAAACCGCGGGCCUGGCUGGCGAAACUCCAUCCGCCACAACCUGUCCUUAAACGACUGUUUUGUCAAGAUGGGUCGCAGCGCCAACGGGAAGGGGCACUUCUGGGCCGUCCACCCGGCCAACGUCGACGACUUCGCCCAGGGAGACUUCAGGCGCCGGCGGGCCCAGCGGAAGGUUCGGAAGCACAUGGGACUCCUGCCCGAGGACGACGGCAACAGCAGCUCGGGGUCGUCUAACGAGAACAGCGGCGCGGCUAGCCCGUCUCCCCCGCACCUGUGUCCAGAAAAGCGCCCGGGUUCCGCACACGACUCCGUGCCGCCGGCAGAGCUAAACACAACGUGCAGGUCGUCAUUUCGGCAGACGUCAUUAUCAAACGACACCUCUUGUCAGGAAAAAGGGCGGGAAAAGAUUUCUCCCGACGGUACCUCGGGGAGAAGAAAGUUUGACAUGGCCAGUCUUCUGCAGCCGGACUCUAAGUAAAGACAGCCCGCGAACAGACCUGACACGUGUC
Molecule: messenger RNA, 940 nt
Organism: Branchiostoma belcheri (Belcher's lancelet)
Lineage: Eukaryota; Metazoa; Chordata; Leptocardii; Amphioxiformes; Branchiostomatidae
Product: fork head domain-containing protein FD4-like
Exons: 1
Coding region: 1-909 (302 amino acids)
Biological process (GO): anatomical structure morphogenesis; regulation of transcription by RNA polymerase II; cell differentiation
Molecular function (GO): DNA-binding transcription factor activity, RNA polymerase II-specific; RNA polymerase II cis-regulatory region sequence-specific DNA binding
Source: RefSeq, a predicted model, not a curated record